This is a messenger RNA of Caretta caretta (loggerhead turtle), 13171 nucleotides long. RefSeq names its product potassium inwardly rectifying channel subfamily J member 6 (gene KCNJ6). Gene Ontology annotation, biological process: potassium ion import across plasma membrane; regulation of monoatomic ion transmembrane transport. Gene Ontology annotation, cellular component: plasma membrane. Gene Ontology annotation, molecular function: G-protein activated inward rectifier potassium channel activity. NCBI's taxonomy places the organism in Eukaryota, Metazoa, Chordata, Testudines, Cheloniidae. The record is from RefSeq and is a predicted model, not a curated record.
GACUGGAGAGCACAGCAGCCACUCGCCUGAAAUUGAGUAGAAUUCAUUGAAUCUGCGGAUUUCAUGACGUUUCCCUGCGUUGUCCAACACUUUUCUCUCUGCCUGUGCUUUUUUAUUCCGCCCGGGUCUUCCCCACCCACCCCCCUCCCCACCCCCUGCUGUCUGAUCUCCUCCAGGUCUCAUUUAACUCUGUCCUAGCAACACAGAGCGUAUUGGACUUGAAUACUGCACCUGGCUGUGUAUGUGGGGAAGCCAAGCUGGAUCAAGAGGUGGGCGAGCAGAGGGGAGGAUGGAGGCGCGAGAGAGCAGCUUAGGGUCGAGGUAAAACUGAGCAUCAUCAUCUUAUUGUUUAACCCAUCAUUGAGUGAACCAUCAGCCAGCAACAUCCUGCUCCAUUCCACAAAGAAAAUCAUGAUCGAAUGAAAACAACGUGCCCCAAACAGGAGAAGCACAAAAGAGAAAGAGAUGGCCAAAUUGACAGAGUCGAUGACUAGCGUAUUUGAAGAAGACUCAAUGGAGCAGGAUGUGGAGAGCCCUGUCACGAUACAGCAGCCAAAGUUGCCCAAACAAGCUAGAGAUGAUCUUCCAAAACACAUAAGCAAAGUAUGUACCAAGAGAAAAAUUCAGAGGUAUGUUAGGAAAGAUGGGAAAUGCAACGUCCACCAUGGGAACGUGAGAGAGACUUAUCGUUAUCUGAGUGAUAUCUUCACUACCUUAGUCGACCUCAAAUGGAGGUUCAACCUUUUGAUUUUUGUCAUGGUUUACACGGUGACGUGGCUCUUCUUUGGAAUGAUCUGGUGGCUAAUUGCUUACAUCCGAGGUGAUAUGGAACAUAUAGGAGACAAUACAUGGACCCCAUGUGUCAGUAACCUCAAUGGGUUUGUCUCGGCCUUUUUAUUCUCAAUAGAAACAGAAACCACCAUCGGGUAUGGUUAUCGGGUCAUCACGGACAAAUGUCCCGAGGGAAUUAUUCUGCUUUUAGUUCAGUCUGUUUUAGGUUCUAUUGUCAAUGCUUUCAUGGUUGGUUGCAUGUUUGUGAAAAUAUCCCAGCCCAAGAAGAGGGCAGAAACCCUGGUCUUUUCUACCAACGCAGUCAUUUCCAUGCGGGAUGGGAAGCUGUGCCUGAUGUUCCGAGUAGGGGACCUUAGGAAUUCACACAUUGUGGAGGCAUCAAUACGAGCCAAGUUGAUCAAAUCUAAACAGACAAAGGAGGGGGAAUUUAUACCACUCAACCAGACAGAUAUCAACGUAGGUUAUUACACAGGGGAUGAUCGUCUCUUUUUGGUUUCACCACUGAUCAUCAGCCAUGAAAUUAACCAGCAGAGUCCUUUCUGGGAGAUUUCCAAAGACCAGUUGCCCAAAGAGGAACUAGAAAUUGUUGUAAUUCUAGAAGGCAUGGUGGAGGCAACAGGAAUGACAUGCCAAGCUCGAAGUUCUUAUGUAACCAGUGAGAUCCUGUGGGGUCAUCGUUUUACACCUGUCCUCACGCUGGAGGAUGGAUUUUAUGAAGUUGACUACAACAGCUUUCAUGAAACAUACGAGACCAACACACCGUCUUACAGUGCCAAAGAACUGGCAGAGAUGGCCAGCCGAGCAGAACUGCCCCUGACUUGGUCUGUGUCCAGCAAAUUAAACCAGCACACUGACCUGGAAACUGAAGAGAGGGGAAAGAACCACGAAGACCAAACCGAAAGGAAUGGUGAUGUGGCAAAUUUAGAGAAUGAAUCCAAAGUUUGAACCAGCAGAGGUUCACCACACAACCUCUUUUUCUUUUUGAUCCUUCCCUUUUUUAUUAUUAUGACAAGAAAAGAAAUAUUUAAGGUUUGACAUGUCUACCUGCCCAAACAAAUCAAGUGAUUCCUAAAAUAAGCAAAGACAUGAGUUAAAGCUGCAAUAUCCCUUACAUACAAUGAAAUCUCUGAUCACUGCCCUUCCAAUAAUUGCAUAUUUCCUCUGGAUAAAUACAAGUUCACCACCACAGGUGUGUUUAAAAAGGAACCAAAAAAGGGGGGGGGAGGGGGAAAAACUCAUUAUCUGGGGUAAUAAAAGGAAAAAGACUGAUUAAUGUUUGUUAAUGCUAUGGGCCUUGGCUCUAAUUUUUAUAUAUUUGAAGAUAGUUUCAUAAACAGGAUGUGAUGCCUCCAAUGAAAAUGGGCAUUGCAGCUUUAAGACUGAGGUGAGCAGAAAGAGCUGCAGCUCAACAGGAUACUGUACAUAUGCCUUAUGUAAUUACUUGCUCUUUAAAUUUCAUAAUAAACCCAGCAUGUACAAAAGUACUGUAGUAAAGAACUUCUAAAUAAUGUACAGAGAUGUGUAAUUAAUGUAGGUUUCGAUACAUAAGUCUAGAAAUAUUGGGAUGCAAAAAAUUGAAUCGGCAUUUCUGGUUUAAUCUUUGGAGUAUGUUAGCUUCUUCCCUAUAUAUCUGGCCCUUUUCGUGCCCAACAUUUUCUUCAGUGUACCAGACCGGCAGCUAGUUAGAAGCCCUCACUGUCUCCCUAACAAAUCAUUUUACGGAUUCUCAAAAGCCAUAAAAGUCUGGGGGAGGGCAGGGUGGAGAAAUUGAAACAUUACUGAGAUACUGUGAAACUGUUUACAAAAAUGAUUCUAUCUUUUGUAAUAUUACAGGGUAAACCAUUCCUGGCUAUUUUUGGCAGUUCAGCCUGAAUUAGACUGUGGCAGACUCUUGGAAAACACAAGCAUCUCCGGUAUGCUGCUAAUACAAAGAGCAUGUUCAUGUUGGGCUAGGACCCUGUAAGUGCACUACCGUAGGAAACUAUUCUAUUUUUCCCCAAACCAUUGGAUUAAAACUAUGUAGUUUUCUAUGUAAACAGCAUAAGCCAUUAAAAAUUCUGAAUGUUAUUCAUAGGUAAGUAGGGAACACUUUUAACUACUUGGUCUGGGAAGACAUAAUUGAAUUUCAUCUAAAGUUGUCGUCAAUGAGAUUCAUUCAUUAACAUCAUUAGCACUUUGUUGGUCCUGAAAAUUCCCAACAGGCUUUCUGGCCCUAGGUAAUUUUCGUCAGGGUUUCUCAUAUAAAAGCCCACUCCUAACAUCUCUAUUCAAAUGAGUAGACCCUCCCACCUUUACUCAUAUUGGGCCAAAUCCUCAGCUGAUUUGAAUAAUUUUGAUUUGAUGCAACAGAACUAUGAUGAUUUGCAUGAUUUACACCAGCUGAGGAUCUUGCGCAUAGAGUAGUACCUAACUUCUCAAAAGCACUCAGUGUGAGGUAACUCACAGUGUAUGGUAUUACUCAAUGUAAGGAUUGUUGCAUCAGGCCCAGUAUGCAUAAAAUAGUAUUAAUUCAAGUAAGAGACUCCCAUAGACUUCAACGGGCUUUGGCUCUGGCCCAUAAAGAGUACCAUUUCCCUCAGUCAGGAGAAAAACAAACUGCAGCCUUAAUUUUCUUUUGGUACCUGCCUAGUCUGGAAAGGAAAAAUACACUGAAAAGAAUUUAAAGGGGUUUUUUUGUACAGAAGCUUUUAAAUUCAAAUAGAAGGAAAAAACCUCAGGAGAAACCUAGUGGACAGGUGGAAAUUUUGCACUGUGAUAUAUCCUUCACAUUAAUUUCACAUCUAUACACUGUUUUUACUGCAACACAAUUGCCCAUCCUUAAUUUUCAUUGAGUCGUUAAGAGUUGAUUUGGCCCCUACAGCUAAGAUGGUCUCCAGGCGGAGGUUUUGCACACCUGGAUCACACCAAUCAAAACAGCUAAGCCUCGUGUUUGCUUUAUUUUUGAAAAUUUUCCUGAACAGGUUUUCACAAAGAAGCUACUCGUACAAUUCCACAAUUUAAGCAAUUGUUCAAAAGAUAUAUUUUCAUCCCCUCCACUAGGAUGACUGAUUUCAUCAGGUAGUUACAGAUUGCUGCUUAUUUUCAUUUAGUUUGGCAAAAACUGGUUUUGCUACAGACUCUUUUAAAAUACAAUGGUACCCUUUGUUUACUGACACGGUGUCAGAACCUGCUCAGUACUACGGUUUAUACAGCACACCCUGUUUUUUAGGCUGUUCUUGAGAGCCAAGGAAUUCACACAGUAGAGCAGGGUGUAUGUGUGCUUCUUAAGGUGUUUUAAAGGAGGAGUGACUCUGAAAUUUCAUUGGAGAACACUAGUCGCACAUCAGAGAUAGUCUUCUAAGGGAGAGAGCCCCGUAGCAAAGAUACUUGCUAAAAGUAAUGAAGCACCACCUGUGGGGGUGGAGGGGGCUUGGUCUGUGUGUGUCAGCCUGUAGUCCUAGAGCAGAGUACAUGAGUUUAAAGCAGAGAACUCCUCAUAGGAUUAAUCUGCUUUUUGCUCUUGUGAUUUACUGGGCCCGUCUAUAAUCCAUCGCUGCAGUUUAAGAAGAGCUUCUCGUGUUCAAUAAAACAGCGGCUUUUAAACCUUUUUGUGCCCUUUAGUACAAAAAAAUAGACUUUAUGCUAUUAGGGCAUGUGCAUGGGUAAGUUAUAUUUUUGUGACUAGGGCACUUAAAGCAUAAGGUCUCUCUCUGUCUCUGGUUGUCUUUGCUAUUAAUGUGAUAUGAAAUGUAAAGUUUACAAAAACUCUCAUUUUUGUAAUGUAAGCUUAAAAACAAAAAGUCUCCAAGGGUUUCAACUGGAAAGCUUCACAGAAACUUUGUACUAUAAUGUCCCUAUCAAACACCUCUAUUUUUCUACAAUGAUUGAUUAAGCAGUUUAACAAUGUAUUUUGUGUCAACAACUUCAACUGAACUGUUAAAAACAAUUAAGAAUUGAAUGCUGUUAAUUAACAAUGGAUUUUCAAAGCUGACCGUACUGAGUGGUGUUUUUCAUUACUACGGUAUAUACAUUUACCUGAUAAUUUUGACUCAUGCUCUUAUUAAAACAAUAUAUUUGGAAAUGCCAAUGCCCAGUAAUAUUGUUGGCAAAUCAAAUUUAAGGAACAUAAAUAAUGUGACAUUUUUAUGUGAGUAGCUAGCUACAUAAGCAACCAAAAUCCAUCCAAAGCUCCUAUUUCUCUGUAUUUCACUAAUACAGUAAGGGAUCUUUUUCUUAAAAUCUAUUGUGAAAUUGAUGAGAUAGUGACAAUAUUCAAAGAUAUAUGCAAUAUUUCAGCAACUUUUCAUACUGCUAGAUUCUGCCUACUUAGGUAGCUAGAGUACACGAGAGUACUCUAGCUUAGGUACGCUGGAGCAGUUUCUUUGUAUAGACCUCUUCCAGAUGACUAUCGUGCAACUCUCAGUCUUUUUCCUGUAUAGCAGGGGUUUCUGGUUCAUGUUCAUUUUUCUGCACCCACAUUUUCUGGGUCAGAUCAUCAGCUGGUGUAAAUUGGCAUAGGUGUACUGACUUUAAUGGAGCUACAUGAAUUUAUACCACCUGAGGACCUGACCCUCCAUGUUUAUUUUAAGGCAAGUUCUGGUGUAUUAUUUUAGGAAUAAAAAUGGUAUUCCUUAAAUUACAACAAAGCUGGCCACUCUGGGAGUUGAACUUCUAGGCCCUGAUCCUGCAAAUACUUAAACACGUGAGUAACGUUAUGCACAUGAGCAAUCCCUCUGAAAUCAAUUUGUGUGAGCAAAGUUACACACAGGUGUAAGAGUUUGCAGGUUCAAAGGCAUAGUGAGACUGGUAGGUCUGUUAGGAUCACAGAUUCCAUCUGCAAACAAUUUUCAACAAUGCACAAAUUUACGAUUUGGGGUAUUUUUGGUGUACGUUUCAUCAAAAUCUAUUUUGAAAUUUUUUGCUGAGUGGCAUUGAAAUUUGAAAGCGGAAACCCUAUUUAUAACUUUAAAAAGAAAUUUCCAUAUGUAUAAAGUGACUUUCUGAUCACAUGACAAUGAUUUUAGUCACCCUUUCUGUUUCCCACUAGGAGAAAGUAUAUACCAUUUUCUUUUAAUAAUACUGGAAAGGCACGAGCAGGAGGUGGCACUAAAUCUUAGAGUCUUAAUUCAGACUUGCUCCAAAUAGCCUUGCUGUAUUCAAGAGGCUGAGGUGUAACAACCCUUAUUUUGUAUCUAGUGGGGAUUUCUAAAUCAGAUACAAUGGAAAAAUGUAUUUCAGUAUUUUCUUUUCUCAAUACAUCUUUGCUGUCAGGCAGUUUUGAAGAUGGUUUGUCUUCUGAAAUUCUGAUACUAUGUGACAUCAUUCUGAUAACAUGAUGCAAAUCAUAUACAAUAGAAGAAAAUACAGCUGGACUCUCACUAUGAGCAGGGGCGGAUUAGGGUUUUGUGGGGCCCCUGGGAUUCCCCCCUGCACACACACCCCUAUCACAGUGCUCCUGCCAGGGAAAUGGUUCGGGGCACAGGGGCUUGCCCCAUUCCACACGCUUGGCACUCCUGCUGGGGAGUGGGGUCGGGGGCUUUCCCCAUUCCGCCUGGCAUUCCAGCUGAGGAGUGGCAUCAGCGCACAGGGGCUUGCCCCGUUCUGCCCACCCACCUGCCCCCCGUGCAGGGUGGGCAGAGCAGGGAAAGCCCCCGGGCUCCGAUCCCACUCCCUGGCUGGAGCACCAGGCAGGCGGAGCAGGUUAGGGUGUGGGGACACCCAUUUUUCUGGGGCUCCCCAAUUGGCCAGGGCCCCUGGGCACAGGCCCCAUUGGCCCAGUGGCUAAUCCACCAUUGACUGUGAGGAAAGGGAAUGACAUUAAUGACAGUUGGGGGAACUAUUUGACACAGAUUUGGACUUUGUGAACUAAAUUCUUCUAUCCCUCCUUUGGGGGGAGGGAUAGCUCAGUGGUUUGAGCAUUGGCCUGCUAAACCCAGGGUUGUGAGUUCUAUCCUUGAGGGGGCCAUUUAGGGAUCUGGGGCAAAAAUUGAGGAUUGGUCCUGCUUUGAGCAGGGGGUUGGACAAGAUGAUCUCCUGAGGUCCCUUCCAACUCUGAUAUUCUAUGAUUCUAAUGCAAGAGCCUAAGGAUCUCUCGUUUAGUUUAAAGGAUUGUGUUUCAUGCCCCUGAACAAAAAUUUAAACUAAAUAUUAAAAAUGUAGACACUAACAAUAUAUCCAUCUUCCCUCUCUCCCACCCACCACUUCAAACUCCACUGGAUUUUCAGAAUCACUUGUAUGGGUGACUAUAGCGUAACUGAGUCCUGCUUCACCAUUAGCAGAUGUAUUGUAAGCAAGACACGAGAAGUAUUCUUCCACUCUACUCCACGCUGAUUAGGUCUCAACUGGAGUACUGUGUCCAGUUCUGGGAGCCACAUUUCAGGAAGGAUGUGGACAAAUUGGAGAAAGUCCAGAGAAGAGCAACAAAAAUGAUUAAAGGUCUAGAAAACAUGACCUAUGAUGGAAGAUUGAAAAAAAAUGGGUUUGUUUAGUCUGGAGAAGAGAAGACUGAGAGGGGACAUGAUAACCGUGUUCAAGUAUGUUAAAGGUUGUUACAAGGAUGAAGGAGAAAAAUUGCUGUUCUUAACUUCUGCAGAUAGCACAAGAAACAAUGGGCUUAAAUUGCAGCAAGGGAGGUUUAGGUUGGACAUUAGGAAAAACUUCCUAACUGUCAGGGUGGUUAACCACCGGAAUAAAUUGCCUAGUGAGGUUGUGAUAUCUCCAUCAUUGGAGAUUUUUAAGAGCAGGUUAGACAAACACCUGUCAGGGAUGGUCUAGAUAAUACUUAGUCCUGCCUUGAGUGCAGGGGACUGGACUAGAUGACCUCUCGACGUCCCUUCCAGUCCUACACUUCUAUGAUGAUUCUCUCAGAGAUUUACUGUAUGUUGAUACCCCAGAUGGCAUGUAGAUGUAACACUUAUCAUAGCAAAAGACAAACUCUGUUCUAAAACCCGGCAAAGUAUGUAUUUCAUCUCACGGGUGUGAAAUUACUUUUCUAUUUUAAGCAAAUUGACAAAUGCACAUCUCACUUCUGGCCCAUUCCCCCCUAAUGUGAGAAUAACCCACACAGCAGAGUCAAAAUUCAGAGUUUCAUUUUGUGUAAUCUGCUUUGAAUUCUUCUGUCAGAUGGGCACAAUUGCCAGCUCCUUCCUUUGCCUCCCAGUGAAGAUGCCAGUGAUUCCAGCCCCAAACCUGCAGCUCUCAUAGGAUCUGCUGGAGGAAAGGGGUAAAUCCACCUCAGCCGCAUUCCCAAGCCAUAAAAAGGAAGCCUCUCAAGUGACUGUGGCCUCUGUUUGAAGUUAUUUGUGGUGGCAUCAUUUGCAGAUUGAAUGGGAGGAACUGAUGGGGAGCUACUGGUCCCAUCCCAUCCAUUCCAGCCUGUUAAAACUGAACCACUCUGGACUUCCACAGGGCCUGGGAAAACAAGGAUGCAUGGUAUUGAGGCAAGUGUCCUCACUUCCACAUCCCUUGCCUCCUGCCGUAGCAGGGAUCUGCUGAAACAUGAGGGCCUGAGGUCCUCACUGACAGAUCUAUGUUAAAUGACUUGUGAUGCAGGGAUUGGGAUUGUCAUUUUCCAAGCACCACCCAUAAUGAAAGGAUUAUAGCAUACUGUGCUGAUUGAUCCAUUUGACAUGUACAGUACAUAAAGCUCUUAGGUGGGAAAAAAGUAUACAUUAUCAAAACUCACAUUUUAUACUUAUACAUAGUUCUGCUGAAUGAUAAGUGAUCUCUCUAAGAAUAUGUCUACAAUCAAAUUAGAUUCCAAGGUAAACUUAUGUUAAAGUAAAAACCACCAGUAUCUCACUUGAAAUUUUUAAUCAGAAGGGAUUGGUUGGGUCAGGGAAAAACAAAUGUGUUACUUCUAAGUCAUUAGAAUGAAUUUGGCUCAGGCCAUAAUGAAAAUUGGUAUCCUCUGCCAGCAACAUUUUAGGCUCAUGUGAAAAUUUUCAGAAGUAGAGCAAAAAGUUAAGAUCCUAAAUCCACAGUUAGGCACCUGCCUAAUUUUCAGAAGUACUGAAGAUCCAAAAACUCCCACUGAUUUCAGUGGGAACUGCUGGGCGCUGAACCCUUUUGAAAAAUCAGGCCACUUAGUUGGGUGCCAAAGUAAGGAUCUUGGCCCUUCUGUUUGCUCUUACUUUUUAAAAUCCCGAACGUGGUGGUCUCAGGAGAGGCAUCCACAUCAAUGAAACACCACCAGAAUUAAUACCUCCAUUCAGCAAACCACUUAAGCAUGUGGUUAACUUCAACCAUGUGCUUUAAGUCCCAUGGGAGUAUUCAGAUGCUUAAAGUUAACCACAUGCAUAAGUGCUUUGGUGAUGUAAGGCCUAUGCACCCUUCUUUGCACACUCGCUAAAGAGAAUCAUAGAAUCAUAGAAUAUCAGGGUUGGAAGGGACCUCAGGAGGUCAUCUAGUUCAACCCCCUGCUCAAAAGCAGGACCCAUACCCAAUUAAAUCAUCCCAGCCAGGGCUUUGUCAAGCCUGACCUUAAAAACUUCUAAGGAAGGAGAUCAAAUGAAUGUGGAAGUUGAGCUUCGCUCUCCCUCUUAGAGAUGGUCUCUCUGAAUCAGGGUGCAGGGCAGGGAACCUGCAUUCCUGUUGCUUGUGCUGUACCUUUUCUGGGGGCAAAUGAAAGACUUCAGUCUCCCGAGCUGUCAACCCAGCUCAUUUCACCAACACAAAAUUUCAGAUUAAAAAAUAAUAAAAAAACAAAAUUUCUACUUAAGAGGUGAAGUGGCUCUUACUAGAUACAAAAGAUCCCUGACAAAUAUAGGAAGAAUUAGACUGAAUUCAAGUAUAUAUACAGUCAUAUAGGCCCAGACCCACCAAAGCACUUUAGCAAGUGAGUAGUCCCAUUAAAGUCAAGUGCUUAAAGUUACGCAUGAGCUUAAGUACUUUGCUGGAUCAGGGCCAUUUAAAAAAAUGUUAUCAAAGUAAAUGAAGACAUUUAUAAACUAUAGAAAAUUGUUAUAAAUAAACAGAGCAACAAAAAUAUACUAGAGCAGUGAAGUCGAAAACAAAGUUUAAAAAUACUGAAUAGUGCUGUUGAUCUGAACUCUGUACUGUAGGGGAAUCAGGAAAGAGGAUUUACAAUUCAUAUGUGUUUUCGCCUUUUCAUUCCUGAGACAGCAAUUAAAAAAAGAUACACUAAAUAGCUACUCUGUAAAGUUCAUGGCAUUUGAAAGAAAAAAAAUCUCAUGUUACAAAUCAUUAUGUAUCUGCUAUUACUGGCUUUUGCUACCAUCUAGAUGGCAAGGACUGAAACAUAUUUUUGUCCUGUGUCUGACACUAAGUGUCUAGUAAUAUCUAUGGUAUUGAUUAUAUACAAGCUUAUUGUGCCUUGAAAUGCAUGGAACAGCUUUACAAUAAAACUGAAGAAAAAUCUCAGAGAUCAAUCAUGUUGAUUCUAAUAAAUGUAAAGGGAGUCAAACUUUUACUUAGCUCAUUGCCCAGGUAAGAAACAACCUCACACACACAAAUUAAAAAAGGAAAAAUCUUGAGAGGAAAAAAAAACACGAGAGAUUUUCUUGUGAAAUUUAUAGGGCUCUGUUUCAUAGGACUAAGUAAAUGAAGAUCUUAACCUUUUCUUUUUUUAAAAAAAAAUAUAUAUAUAGUGUUUGGGCUCUUUUUUAUACAGUCAACAGUCUGAUUUGCUGGAUAAUUGUGUAACCAUGAAAAUAUUGAACUUUUCAAAGGAAUUCUAAUUUUUUAAAGAAAAAGUUUAGCAUGAUGCUUUAUUAACUAUUCCAGUUAAUUAGCACUGUUAAUGAGCACUAUUACAUUACCAUAUUAAUCAGUCAAUAUACCGUAAAAACUCUCAGGGCUAGACAUCUUUAGCAAUGCAGGUUAAUCUGCUCCCAUCCUUGCCAUUAUGGUAUCGAUUAGUUAGCUAUUACUUUAACUCUCAUGACAGUUAACAUUAAUUAAUUAAUGUGUAAUAGAAGCUGAAUUGCUCACAAGCAGAGCUGUUCAGGGGACACCAAAUCCAUUAUGCAGCUAAACAAGACUUUUUGAACAUUUGCACGAAAACAGAAUUGUGUUUAAAAGUAGAUGUUCAGAUCAAAACCUGAGUGUUUCUGUGUCUGAUGUGGGGAACCUGGAUCUCCCAAAUCUCACAGCAGUGAUCUAACCACCAAGCCAGAGAGACUCAGUCUCUCUCUCACCCUUGCACACACACCCCUUCAGAACAAAAACUUAACUAAAAUCAAAACAUUCCAGCCAGCUCUACUCAUGAGUUUGAUAGUGAGAUUCAAGGCCUUUCGCUAGUCACCAGUUUUAAUCUGACCCCAGCUGGUAGUGAUUGAAAGUCACUAUCAUAGGCCCUCGUGGCCUACUUGGAAUGAGCUGGUGAGUGAGUCCCGUUCCUAAUAGACUAACGUUCACAUCAGAAAAACACCAUCACAGCUGACAGACUUGUCAGCAGUAACACAGAGGCCAAGAUUUAAAAUAGCAUAAGUGAUUGUUCCUCCAGGUCAUGGCUGAGGCUCACUGGAUAAGAAGCGUGGGGAGACUUACAUUGCUGUCUUCUAUGUUGUACUUGUUCUGUGGAGAAACACAGAAUUUCAGAUUCCACUGUUACUCCUCUCACAAGAUCUGAUAAUAUUUCCUUGGGAUAAACAAUUGUCAGCGUCAAUUCUAAGUAGUCCUGAAAUAAGAGUGCCUUAAAAAAAAAACCCCACUUUCUUCCCUUUCUUCUCCAGAUGAACAUCUCCACUCUCCACAAACACAUAUUGUAGCUUCAUACCUCAUUUUUCACCACGUCAGCCUGGCAAGAGAGUGCUUUAUUGUCCUUCAUGAUAAAGGUACAAACGAUACGAGAGGACUCCAUCGACAGGCACGGUCUCCAAGAGCCAGUCCUAUUUGUGCAGCGCCCAAAGAUUGUUGAACCUUCUAUAAACCGCAGGUGAACAGAGGCUUCCUGUCAAUAAUUCAUUGUGUUGCUAGGCAUGUCACCUGUCAAUGCAGUAGCUUCACAGAAUCAGUACUCUUCUUGGAAGCACUGGAAAGUUCCUUCAACAUAGGAAAAAAUACAGUCGAGGGUUCACCUGGCAACUCUGUUCAACUGUGCUCUCUCAGCCUGCUUGCUCUUUCAGUGACACACACUGUUGACAGCCAUCUUGCUAAAAAAGUUUCCAAAUUGCUUUUCUAUUCUAUUCUAUAGAUGACCAGUAUAACAAUCACGGAACAAACUUGCAUGUUUAAUAUUAAAACAAAGGCCAACAAUUUCAAGUAUAGGUGCCCAAAAAUCUUCAAAAUGCAAAUCCACUAAUAGAGCUGUGUCUGUCUGGGUCAGAAAACAGCCUGAAACAAUAGCUCUGAAAGGUAUGGACUGUUACCAAUGAUCUCAGUGAGGUGUUAGCUCUGAACCCCAGUAUAAAAUAUAUUUACAUUAUUAACUAUUUAACUGCUGAUCAAAUCACACAAUAAAGACAAUAUUAUGAAGAUCUGCACACUCUGCUGUGAGUGACAUCUCAUUUUGGCAUCACAAGUCUGGAUUUCCAUUGAAUUCAAUAGAUGGACAAAUAAAGAUUUAGGUAACUAGUUUUAGGCAGCCAAGUUCAAGCCCUGGUUUAGAAGUUCCCAGCUACCAGAGUCACAAAUGCUGUCAUUUUUUGGAAAGAUGGCCACAGUUUAGAGUAGAUUCAGAAGUGACAAAUGUAAUUAAAAUCUCUAUUUACUCAAUUAAAGACUGAAGAUUUGGCCCACAGUCUACUAAUUCUGAGAAGUGCUUUUUACAUUUGGAACUUUUCCACUAAUGGGCAGCAUAAGGUAAGGGUGACGCUAAUACGAGUCCCCUGCUAUUAAAAGAUCUAAAGUUUUACUGAAUUACAAAAUAAAUCAUGCUUAAAUUUCAACAUAUAUCUCAGCUUCUAAAUAAUAAUAGAAUUUGGCUAGCAAAUUUGGAAGCAAGUUUAAUCUACCCAAGAUUUAUGGAAGUUCAUUAAUAAUAAUUAAAAGCUGCAAACAAUUCAUAGGACUAUCAAUAAGAAAACAUACUAAAAACAAACUCUCAGAAAUCAAGCCAAUGUUUCUACCCUUUCUUCAUUUCUCCGUUUAUGUGUAAACCACAAUUAACUAUCUAUGCUCAGGCUGCUAUUUAUACAAUUGUUCUAUCAUAUAAUAAGAGACUAUAACAGCUGGGAAUGGCUAAAAUACUGGUUUGGCUCCUGAACUAUCUUUGAAUCCUUUUGUAACUCCCUUGAAUCAGUUUCAAUGUAUCUUGCACGGGCAAUGAAAUGAAAGCACACUUAUUAUGGAAGCACAAGACAAACGUGUAUUUAGAAAAUUUACAGUGCCACAUUUUUAAAAUAUAAACAUCUUUGUGAAACUACUGUUACAAAAACAGUUUACACAUUGGGGGAAGUUUUCGUCUUUUGGCUGGAACAAUAAAUAACUUUGGACAUGG